UCUAGUAGUGGAUCAUUCCACAUUGGUGCUACUGCAGGAAUAUCACGCACCCCACUUUCGGCUCUGCUGCAUGUGGAUGGAACUGCAGUUUUCAAUGGAACUACUGGUGUUGGUGGAAGUGAGCAAAUAGACGUGCCCGAGAAUCUCUCUCUCUCUCUCUCUCUAUAUAUAUAUAUAUAUAUAUAUAUAUAUAUAUAUAUAUAUAUAUAUAUAUAUAUAUAUAUAUGUGUGUGUGUGUGUGUGUGUGGGGAAUAUAGAUUUCAAUGCGCUUUCGAUGGUACCCACGUUUGAAUGUUGCAACCCACUAUAUAUCCAAUUUAGAUAAGUUUAAAAUAAUUUUAAAAUGCUAUGCAUGGUCAUAGGACUGUCAGACACCCCCCUUUCGGCUUUGUUGCAUAUGGAUGGAACUGCAGCUUUUAAUGGAACUGAUGGUGUUAGUGGAAGUGAGCAAAUACACGUGCCCAUGAAUCAACAUGACACCGAUAAUGUUGUCACAGUCUCACCUGGUAGUGCAAGAAAGCAGGAAAAAAGAGAGGGAGCGAAUUAGGUUUGCAACCAUGUCCAUUGAGAAAAAGACUGAAAGGAAUACCAAAAAAAGAGAAAAAUAUAAUAUUACGAGAAGUGAAAAGAUAGUCAGAACUAAUGAAGGAAUACGUCAGAAGAACAAUUGUUUGCCAGGUGAACAGAGAAAUGUGGAUCGAGAGGAUAUGUUUGACUCAGGCCUAUGGGAACCAGAUGAUCCGAUGCAUGGAGUUGAAGAACAUGAUUUAGAUGAGCAGAACCCAGUGGAUUAUGGGCCUGCUAAUACAGAGGACGAUGAGGCACGCGUAUUCCAUCACCAGGAUUUCCAGUACGAGUAUGCUGUGGAUGCUGAUAUUGGAUUUAGAUUUUCGGAUCCAUAUGAUGCAGUGUACAAGGAUCUUCCGAAGAAACACCAUGUUCUGAAAAAGCAAAAAGCCUAUCAAUUUUGCCAUGCAAAGAGGUUCCCAGGUGAAGGGCCGGCCUUCUGUUGCAGGAAAGGGAAGGUUAAUAUAUAUAUUCCAGAGAUACCGGCAGAGCUCCGCCGCUUGUUCGCCAGUCAGACUGACAGGGAUGCAAAAUAUUUUAGGAAGCACAUUCGGUAUUUUAAUAGUCACUUCUCAUUCACAAGCUUUGGAAUUUCCAUUGAUCAUAAUCUCGCAUCUGCAAGAGGUAUUGGUGUCUAUUGUUUUAAAGCACACGGUCAGAUAUAUCAUAGGUUCGAUCAACUUGUUUCUGGUGGGAGAGGGCCUCGCCAUAUGUAGCUAUACUUUUAUGACACCGAUGAGACCAUUGCACAUAGGGUCAAAAGGUCGCCUAAGCUUGAUACUUCAAUGAUCCGGUUGAUUUUGAGGAUUCUGCAGAACAACCCAUAUGUGCUUCUAUUCAAGAAUCUCGGUUCGGUGUCUAAUAUUGCAGAGUACAACAUUGAACUUAAUACAAGCAUAUCUAUUGAUCAGAGUAGAUAUAACGCCCCUGGAAUGGAUCAGGUCGCUGCUAUAUGGAUGGACGGUAAUGACCCUCAACAAAGAUUUUCUCGCAGCAUAAUAAUAUAUGGCAGAGAAGAUCGACCUCAAUAUGUCAGGGCGUUCCAUGGUUGCUAUGACCCGUUGGCCUACCCUCUGUUGUGUCCUGCUGGUGAGACUGGAUGGGAGCAUAAACAAAUUGAAUAUCAAGAUCCACCUCCUGCUAAUCCGAAGAGAAAAUAUAUGAAGCGUAAGAAGCAAGG
Messenger RNA from Panicum virgatum (switchgrass), 1747 nucleotides. RefSeq lists its product as uncharacterized. NCBI's taxonomy places the organism in Eukaryota, Viridiplantae, Streptophyta, Magnoliopsida, Poales, Poaceae. The record is from RefSeq and is a predicted model, not a curated record. The transcript has 6 exons. The coding region runs from base 474 to 1283 and encodes 269 amino acids.